Schistosoma haematobium is the source of this 2353-nucleotide messenger RNA. RefSeq lists its product as uncharacterized. NCBI's taxonomy places the organism in Eukaryota, Metazoa, Platyhelminthes, Trematoda, Strigeidida, Schistosomatidae. The transcript is spliced from 3 exons. The record is from RefSeq and is a predicted model, not a curated record. Bases 308 to 2062 code for a protein of 584 amino acids.
CUCGACUUCUCAGUCCUUUCUGUAGUAAUAUUCAAAAUAAUUUCAAAUUGGUUUGUGACUCUUCGUUGCCAAAGUCAUCGCAAGGUUUUUAGACUCAUUUCUUCACAAGGCUAUUUGCUAUUGGAACAUCCAGUUUUUAGGCCAAUGACCUUGUUGUUUUAGACGAUUGUAGAUCAUCGAAAUAUGAAAGUAGUCAGCUGGUUCUGCGGUUCAACUAUGCCUGGCCUUGAUACCAUGAUCCCUUCAUUUUGAUCAUACUGCAUGAUUUCUAUGUAAAUUAUUACUCCUCGUCAGUACUGAGACAUCGAUGUUGGAAGUUUCUUGUGGUGGUAAUGACCAUACUGUGAUAAGUUUUAGUAGAGAAUGUGAACAUGUCAAUAACUUCAAAAUAAAUUAUGGAGGUGGAUAUUUCGAAAAUCUCAAUAAUCGUAGUUUCAGUGGAUAUAAUGAAGCAUCAGAAAACUUAGCAACUACAAAACGAACUUUCAACUUGAAAAUAAUACCACAAUCACAGUCGACACCUGAAUGCAAAGAAAAAGAACCCAGUAUCACUAAGUUGGAAAGCCCAACAACUAUAUCUCAAGUGCGUUCUCUUUGCCGCAGCUGUGUUCACAAUGGCAAUGGCUCCGAGGCGACUACUAGCUUCCCACCAAGUACUACGAAAAGUUUUCCUGAUUGCUUUACAGAUACGUUUGAAAGUCUAGACGUACAACCUCCUCUGCUUGAUUACCUCGUCCGACAUCAUGCUAUCAGUGAGGAAUCGAGCCUUAAAAUUAUGCAGGCUGAUAAAUUGCAACGACCUUCUUUGUUACUGAGUGCUGUCGGUCUCCCUGUGUUUAACGGAAUUAUCAACUCGAAAUCAAGUCCUACAUGUUCUUACGCUCCACCACCAGGAUUGGCACUCCUGCUUAAUGCAUUGCGGCAUACGGGUCAUCAUGAACUUGCCAGCUACUUGGAUUGUAGUCGGAGAAUCAAUCCAUCAUCAGUCGACGGAGGAAUGAACUCAGGAUGCUCCGAUCUCUCUGAUAAAAGAAGACGCGGACAAAUCUCAUUGUGGAUUCAAUUAUUAGCAAUCAAAGUAUCUCCAGCUCUUUACAAUCAGCUAGCACCAAAUGCUACGAGAAAAGAUAGUUUCGUUUUGCCAUCUCAUGUUGAAAAAAUGCAAGAAAACAAUAGACCCUUUAAUUUAAACGGUCAAGAUGAGCGAAAGCCAGGACAUCUUCAAAGGUUACCAUCUUUACCUAUAUGGAUAGACCAUACCACCACACCCAGACUAGCUACAAAUACUAACCAGUCAAACAUGGAUUAUGUUAAACCAGCAGAAAAUACUAUCAAAAGUGCCCGUAAUCAGUGGAUCAAACUGCUCUUACCUCUGGUCUGCUGCUUACGCCAAUCAAAAUCAUCAAAUAAAAUGUCUCCAAAAAAUCCACCUGUUGAUGGUUGUACAAAAUUUAACCUGGCCAACAAUGAGACAUAUCGGGAUAUUAGCUUACAUCAGAAUUCAUCAAAAGAUGAUUCUAAAUGUCCAAUUAUUAACAGUGCAGAUGACUACAAAACUCGAAUGGUCAGUCGAGCUAUACUGGACAGUAAAUCCGUACAGUUUUAUAAUACAGUUCUUGAGAAUGGUUCAUCACUACGUGAUGCAAUCGUUAAAUACUUAGAGCAGUCAUCCGGUGUUCUUGUAUUAGACUGCAAGUUAGGCCGUUUUUCGCAGACCUUCAACAGUAAUAGUAUGGCUCCGGAAUCAGUAUCUGCACUGUGUGUGAUACUGAUCGCUACUCAGUCGGAAAUAAUCAAACGGCUAUCUGAGGACUGUAGUUUGCAUUCUUCAGAAACCAAACCUUCAUCAACAGAGGUCAAUAAUUACUUACGACUUCCUGUAGUAAAAACACUUCCAAGUAAACUUACGCUAACUUCCAAACUUGCAGAUGAUCUUGCUACUGUUCUCAUUCGUGCAGGUGCAUUAUGUCAAUUAGAGUUGCAAAACUUACGACUUUCAGUCACACUGGAUCCAAAAGAAGUCCAACUAGCUAUCAAAGAACUUAUGGAUUUGGAAGAGUAAUCACUACUAAACUCAAAAGACCAUAACUUAAAAAACUGUCAAACACUUUGUUACGAGCUGUGAUAUACUUUGAUGUACACUGAUCCCUUUUAAUUACUAGUUGAUUACCCUCAUUACGACAUUUUUGUCGUGUCUUCCAGUUAACGCAUUUCACUGAUGUGAUUAUAAUCAUGCCAGUUUACACUGAUUUAUAUUCUUCCUAUUGUUUCUUCUGAUUUUUUCCUUACUCUGUUUCUGCCAAUAGUCGUUCCUAUGCUUUGAAACUUCCUAAAAAUAAUCAUGUCCUUAAAA